This is a messenger RNA of Pisolithus orientalis, 1188 nucleotides long. RefSeq lists its product as uncharacterized. NCBI's taxonomy places the organism in Eukaryota, Fungi, Basidiomycota, Agaricomycetes, Boletales, Pisolithaceae. The record is from RefSeq and is a predicted model, not a curated record. The coding region runs from base 1 to 1188 and encodes 395 amino acids. The transcript is spliced from 3 exons.
AUGUCUUACAGAACGACAUUUGCCACCUACCCAUCUCUUGCUAAUGAUGAUUUCCUCCUGAAGGGCCUGGAUCCAGGGCCUGUUGAAACCUUUUCUCCCGGUACCUCAGCCCAUGUUCCUAGCAGGGUACAGCUACGCAAUGUCAAGCCGAUCGCCUCCUAUUCGUGGGUCGACGGGACAACACCUAGUAUCGCCGUUCCAGGAUAUCCACGAAUAUGGAAGAACACCACCGUUACAACCGUUCCGGCCGACUCGGGUAUCCAUUAUGUCAAUCACAACGCGUUGCGCAUGGGGCAUCACUCCCUUUUCAUACCCAUAUUUGCUGCCAUCGACUCACUGAAUGACGACUUCCAGUACCGUGACGUAGACCUCAUCACGGACAGGAGUAACCUACGCAAAUUGUUACGUUGCGUCGACCAACAACAUCACAAGACCUUUCGCAUUGACCUUGACUUGCUAGGGAAUGCAUGUCUCCUUACAUGCUGUGAAGAAGCCUGGGUAGUGACUAUUGAUAAAUUCUGUGGAUACGGCCACGAGUACGAGCUAGCUGCAACCAAACCACGACGUGGUUCCGAGGACAACAUAAGUCACCAUUGCAUCAUUACCUACGAUUUCGGGGGAAUCAAAGUACUGCUUCGUUACGAAGUUGAUGCCUGUGUGGAGUUGGAAAGCGAGCAUGACUAUCUCUUUGCCUCCUCCGCAAUGAGCGUCGAGACGAGAGAAACAUCAGCAUUCCCUGAUGAUUCGGCUUACUCCAGCCAGUUUGGGAUGAAAAUAAAGUUGACUUCACCUCGCUCGGUCCUUCCUCAGUCGAGCGUAAUCGAGAUCAAGACGAGAUCAGCACGCAGAGAACUGGACUGGAAAGAAGUCUACCCUCAGUUGUACCUGUCGCAAACACCUUACUUGUAUUUGGCAAAGCACACACGUGGCACGUUUGGUCCAGUAGAGAAGGUGCAGAUCAAUAGCCAGGGGAUGAUAGCCCACACUAGGGAAGCUGAGGCUACGAUGGCUAAAUUGGAGGCACUUCUGAAUGCUAUUCUGAAGGCCGUACGUAAACAUGGCGAGGGAGUGCCACUAACAUUGGUGUAUCGGGCAGGGAAGUUGCAAUUGUAUACACGCAAGGCAGGGACUGGACAAUCUUUCGGGAAGGACAUUUUGAGCAAGUUUCAACGUGCAGCACCUACAUGA